ACUCGCUGUUCUCUAACAAGGCUGGGAUAGACACCAGCUCACCAGUAAUGAAAGCAAUGGAUGGAUGGAUAUUUAGUGGUUAGGGACACCUGGGCUGGCAUACACCUAUCUUAAAAAUACAGGAAAUUACAGACACCAUAGUAUGGAAGUACAUGAGUAUUAAUUUAUAUUCUGAGGCUUUUAGAGUGUGGUGAAUCGGCCGCCGAUGACGUUAUCAGGAAGCCCAGGGAGGCUAAUAGAGCACAGAGAGGAGCCGCGGUUCGAUGGAGUAUGGCGCUCUCCAGAGGCUUGAGAUGCUGCCAAAGGGUUUUCUCCUGGAUACCUGUGCUUAUUAUCGCGUCUGUGGUGUUAUGGUCCUACUACGCGUACGUGUUUCAAUUAUGUCUGUUCACCCUGUCCAACACUUUGGAAAAAGCGGCUUAUUUGCUGGUAUUCCAUGUGUGCUUUGGGAUGUUUUCCUGGACCUACUGGAAGUCCAUCUUUACACCUCCCGCGUCCCCAUGCAAGAAGUUUCAGCUGUCUUACUCAGACAAGCAAAGAUACGAGCUGGAGGAGAGGCCGGAUGCACAGAAACAAAUUCUGGUUGAGAUUGCUAAGAAACUUCCCAUCUACACCCGAGCUCAGUCUGGAGCUAUCAGGUUCUGCGACCGCUGCCAGGUGCUGAAGCCUGACCGCUGUCACCACUGCUCGGUCUGUGAAACGUGUGUUUUGAAAAUGGACCACCACUGUCCCUGGGUGAAUAACUGUGUUGGCUUUUCCAACUACAAGUAUUUCCUGCUUUUCCUCUCCUAUUCCAUGCUUUACUGCAUAUUCAUCACAGCCACUGUCUUCCAGUAUUUCAUCAAAUUCUGGGUGGGGGACUUGCCAAACGGGCCUGCAAAGUUCCACGUCCUUUUCCUCAUGUUUGUGGCGCUCAUGUUCUUUGUCAGUCUCAUGUUCCUCUUUGGUUACCACUGUUGGUUGGUGGCCAAAAACAGAUCCACUUUAGAGGCCUUCUCUGCACCAGUUUUUGUCAACGGACCGGACCGGCACGGCUUUAACGUUGGCAUACGCAAAAAUCUGCAGCAAGUGUUCGGAAAAGACAGAAGACUAUGGUUCAUCCCUGUUUUCACCAGCCAAGGGAACGGCCACUACUUCCCCUUGAAGAAUCGAGGAGAGUGUCAGAACCCCUUAUUAGCCAAUGGGGAGAUGUGGGAGGAGUCGGAUGACGCCUCAGAAGAAGGAAGCUGGGUUGAGGAUCAAGACCCCCCGGUUACCAUAGAGAUGGAGGCAUAGAACUUUUAUGUGAGAACUGACACAAGUGCACAUCUUGGAGAGGAAAAGCACCCCACGGGUGGAUGUUGUCCAACAACUCAGACAUGGACCAAACCUACGGAUGACAUUUGGAUGGUCUUCCCCUCUCAUAAAGAAAAAGGGCGGUGGACAGCCAGCUGCGUCCUGUCAUUGCACAAUGGUGAACUGCAGUAUCAUGUGAUCCUUGGAACGUGUGUACAUAUGCUUUGGAGGCGAGCGUCGCUCCAGUGUAUCGUGUAUUGCACCCGUCUAACGUUACCUCACGCUCACUUGGCUUCUGGAGGCUGCUUCAUUUGACUGGAAGCUAAGUCUUGUUGUUGUAUUUAUUUCCUCUCAGCUAACCUGACCUAACCUGCGCCUUACACAUAUUUACAUAUGUUGCCCUUUGUUUUGGGAGCCCAUUUUUGGAAUGUCUGCGUCCAGCACCCUGCUUCCUACCAGACUGUGUUGUUUAUUUUAUAGAGACACAACUCUCCAUCAUAUGCUUUCGGAGCUUUACCAUUCAUCAUUGUUUAAGGCUGGUAAGGGGGCAGAAAUUGGAAUCAUUUUCAAAAAUGACGCACAUAGAGAAUCAUCCUAAAUACAUUUAUGGGUCAGUCUUCUGAAAGGGGCGCCAAAAGCGUGACAUAGGAAGCCAAAUUGAACGUUAUUUUCUCUCCAAUUUGCAUAUUAACAUAAAGUACUGUAUGACUUUAAUAUAUAUCGCUGUAUCAUCUCGCUGUAUCAUCUAUCGUCGCUCUAGAAAUGCUUUAAAAUGGUCACAAACAGGCUCCAAAAUGGAGGCACAUCUUGCACACAACACGGAGCUAGUGGACGGGCCCCGAAUCAGACUCCGUGCGAGACAACGCUGCGUUCUUUCAAACAUUGUGAGUUAGCACUGCAGCCACACUUCCACGGAAGCUUGGUACACAGUUUGGACGCAGCAGAAUGUUUGCUGCACGAUGACGUGUUAUAGUUCAGAAGUCGCAUCAGCUGAAGCGCAAGUUCCACCAUUUUGUAUUAUUUCUUUCAUCGUCUUUGUGACACACUGUUACAUGUCGCAGAAUGGCGACGCACGAACGGGUCAGGUCAGGUUUCAUACAUAACAGACCUGACCAAAACAUUCAGCACUGUUUUUCCCUGUUUAGUCAACGUGUUUGUAGUAUACUUUCAUUUGGUUAGAGUUGCAAAUCACUGCAGUCCCUCUUUAUAUACUCAAAUAGUAGCAAUCCCUUUAUUAGCCACCCCCAAGUUAAAGGUGAUGCGACCACGUGCAGUGGUUCCUCGGUUUUUGUUAUUCAUUUGUUCUAAAGGGUCCGUCUAAAACGGAGUCAUUUGAAAACUAAAACAAUUUUUUCAAUUUUUUUUUAUUUUUUAAAACUAUGUAAAUCCAAUCAAACCGUUCCAGAAACCCCAAAACAUUAAUACAAAACACAUGAAUAUAGAGCAUAAUCAUAGAUUCACAUGCAAAAUGCAUAUAAAUCACUAUAUGAUCACUACUACCUUUUAUUGAAGACUUGUUGGCGAGGAUCGGUGAUGACGAGCAGCGAGGGAAGAGUGGGAGCAAAACUGACAGCACCUUCAUAGUUUGCUACAAGUCAUUUGUUGACUUCAAGAGUGUUUCUCGCCUUCUGUAUCAAAGUGCUGGCACUUGGAAUGUUGUUUUCCUCCCAUGGUGGGUUAUUUUGCAGCCGUACUCAUUAAAAAUAAGCAGAAACUUGUGGUGUAACUACACAGUCAACCGCUGAAGGGUGACGGAGCUGGCAGAGAAUGAUUCCUGGUGGGAGUUUAGCAAUAAAGACACGGUACAAAUACAGUCGGGACUCAUGCGAUGAAUUAAUAACACGACGAGGCUGAGUCGCCGGUGUGUUUUUUUGGGCACAUAUCCUCCCAUUUCAUGUGGAAGUGGUAAGUUUUUGGCUUCCUACUUUGUCCUCCUUCCCCAAUCCAUUUGUGUUUCUUAAGUUUAGAACAAAUAAAUUGGAGGUUAAUUACUUAGCUUGGUAGCUUGCUAUAUGCACUACUAUGCAUUACUGUUGAGCAAUGUGUUGUAAACAAAGAAUAAUAGUGUAAAUAUGACUAUGGGGUGUUAUUUCAUGUCUAUAGGGUUCUAAUAACGGUACAAAUUGUAUUUAGAAAGUCAAACAGGUUUUUGAUGCUCUUAACUGUGAAAAUAUUCAAUUUCUUAAUAUUGAAUCCUAUUUUGCGGAUUCUACUUUUCGCAGUCAGGUCUGGAACCAGUUAACCGUGAUAAACGAGGGACCACUGUAGUUCGUCCAUAUCUUAAUACCGCGAGAUUCAUCGUGCCAAAGGGUAAAUGACAACAGUUAUGUUGCGAUAUUGUACGACAGCCGAGACAAGUGUACAAGAACGGAGGCAAACAUUUGGCAGAAAUUUGUCAUAAAAAAAAAUUGGGUCAUUUGAAAAUCGAGGUUCCACUGUAGUUGCAAGUACUUUAAAUAUCGCAACGUUUCCACCAAGCACUACUAUGCAUGUGUAGCUGAUGGCAGAUCAGCCUAGCUUAGCUGCAUAAAUGUACCUCGACAAGAAAGACGUUACUUUCCCAAAGAAGCACGGCAAGCUGUAGGUCUUGAUUUUUUAUUUAUUUAUUUUUAUUAUUUUUAUUUAGACAAACAAACCCUUGAGAACAGUGUUGGAAAAAAAAAAUCACUGACUGUAAUUAAUAAAACACAGAGCAAGGAAAAUACACAUCAGCAAGGUCUUAUAGGUGUGCAGCAAGUGCAAACUUAAACUUAACUUCACCAGAGCGUACGCCAUUGUCAUCCAGACACAUGUCAGUCCUAAAAGUGACAAGAGGAGCUUCCGACUGUACUGCAUUAUUGAUAGUGACCAAGAGUAAAAGGACACACCAAUAGACACCGCUGGUAUACAUUCCAUUCCCAUUGUUACAUAGACCGACUGAUGGACAUCACUGUGGCAAGCUCCACUUUUACAAAUAAAGGCCUCCUCUCAAAGAGACUCCUCCUGAGUCUGCCGUGCUCUGCGGUCAAGUAAAUAAACGCCUCUGGACACUAAUUUGAGGAAAUGUGGUGUAAUGUAGAUCCUGUCUUGUGUCAUUUACUGAUUUUUAAGAACAUUCAAAAGAAAAGGUCAGAACCAGCGUUGCAGUGAUAUUUUUGUGUGCGUCCAUGAGAAGUGAACUGCUUAUUUAUUAGCACGCGUUUCAAAUGAGAGCACAGACCAAACCAAAAAUGUGACGUUUGUGUUUUUGUAUCCACGUUUUUACAUUUUUAAUGCCAACGUGUUGUGACGACUUAAUUGAGACAAAUGGAUUUCUUACACAAUUUAUUGACAGUUGGGGCGGGGGGGCUGUAUACAACCAGGUUUGACACUUUUGACCUCAUCAUUGUUUUCCUAACUUGCUGGAGCGUAUCAAACACUCAUGUCAUUUCUAAUGAUCUAUGUCGUCUGCGUCUAAGGUAUGGCUGGAUUGUGCAUGGAGAAACAUGACGACUUUCAUGUUUAUUUAUUGCUAAAAUGUACAGCUGUACAGACUGAACUGCUGCAGGUGGUAUCUGUAUGUUUUGCUCCAUGUGAAGGUGAUAUGUGACACACAAUGUAUGCAUCACGAACCUGGGCUUCUAACAUGAGACAAUAAACACAACAAGCGAGUGGAGCACAAGGCUGGCUUGCGGUCAGGGUGAAAACCGUCUUUGGCGUACUGUAUGUGAUUGUGGCGUUUCCCUUUGUCAGUAAAUACUUUCCAUUUGGUGUUCUGUCUGAUAACAAAUAUAAAUCCUCACUUGUAACACGCAAAAUAAAACAAUCUUGAUAUGG
Molecule: messenger RNA, 5070 nt
Organism: Dunckerocampus dactyliophorus (ringed pipefish)
Lineage: Eukaryota; Metazoa; Chordata; Actinopteri; Syngnathiformes; Syngnathidae
Gene: zdhhc15b
Product: zinc finger DHHC-type palmitoyltransferase 15b
Exons: 11
Coding region: 271-1275 (334 amino acids)
Biological process (GO): synaptic vesicle maturation; protein targeting to membrane; peptidyl-L-cysteine S-palmitoylation
Cellular component (GO): endoplasmic reticulum; Golgi apparatus
Molecular function (GO): protein-cysteine S-palmitoyltransferase activity
Source: RefSeq, a predicted model, not a curated record